UCGGUCCUCUUCUUCACCACGGUCGCCGCGAGGCACUUCGAAGGGGACCAGUUCACAAGUGUUGACCUCUGUCUGGAAUAGUAAGCGUGGACUCUGCCAAGUUCCGAGUUACCCGGCGCCUCACCUGGCUAGAGCUGGAGAACGCGUCCAGUUGCGGCCACCCGCGUGGAGCGGGACGGGAGCCCAGGGACCGGAGCCCCCUCCAAGGGGGCAGCCUGGAGAGAGCCUGCAGCGUCCGGAGCGAUAAUAUUAAGUGAUUAGAGAAGCAUCUCUGGGAGUCAGCUAAGAUGUCUCGAAGAAGAUUUGAUUGUAGAAGUAUUUCAGGUUUGUUAACUACAACUCCUCAAACUCCAAUGAAAAUGGAAAACUUUAAUAAUUUCUAUACACUUACAUCUAAAGAGCUUGGAAGAGGAAAAUUUGCUGUGGUUAGACAAUGUAUAUCAAAAUCUACUGGCCAAGAAUAUGCUGCAAAAUUUCUGAAGAAGAGAAGACGAGGACAGGACUGUCGAGCAGAGAUUUUGCAUGAGAUUGCUGUUCUUGAAUUGGCAAAGUCCUGUCCCCGUGUGAUUAAUCUUCAUGAGGUCUAUGAAAAUUCAAGUGAGAUCAUAUUGAUAUUAGAAUAUGCUGCGGGUGGAGAAAUUUUUAACCUGUGUUUACCUGAGCUGGCUGAAAUGAUCUCUGAAAAUGAUGUUAUCAGACUCAUUAAACAAAUACUUGAAGGAGUUUAUUAUCUACAUCAGAAUAAUAUUGUACACCUUGAUUUAAAGCCACAGAAUAUAUUAUUGAGCAGCAUAUACCCUCUUGGGGACAUCAAAAUUGUAGAUUUUGGAAUGUCUAGAAAAAUUGGGAAUGCAUGUGAACUUCGGGAGAUCAUGGGAACACCAGAAUACUUAGCACCAGAAAUCUUGAACUACGAUCCCAUUACCACAGCAACAGAUAUGUGGAAUAUUGGUAUAAUAGCAUACAUGUUGUUAACUCAUACAUCACCAUUUGUGGGAGAAGAUAAUCAGGAAACAUAUCUUAAUAUUUCUCAAGUUAAUGUAGAUUAUUCAGAAGAAAUAUUUUCAUCAGUUUCACAGCUGGCCACAGACUUUAUCCAAGGCCUUCUAGUAAAAAAUCCAGAGAAAAGACCAACAGCAGAAUCCUGCCUUUCUCAUUCUUGGCUACAGCAGUGGGACUUUGGAAGCUUGUUUCACCCUGAAGAAACUUCUAGCUCCUCUCAAAUUCAGGAUCUUCCAGUAAGGUCCUCUGAAGAUAAGACUUCUAAAUCCUCUUGUAAUGGAACCUGUGGUAAUCCGGAAGACAAAGAGAAUAUUCCAGAGGAUAGCAGCAUGGUUUCCAAAAGAUUUCGCUUUGAUGACUCUUUGCCCAAUCCCCAUGAACUUGUUCCAGAUUUACUCUGUUAGCACUUUUCUCUUUGACUCAUUUGGAUUGACUUUGAAAUUUGAAAUCAACUCCAUUGUGAGAUGUGCUUUGUAGCUUCAUAUAUGACUGUUUAUAUUGUAAAUUAUCUUUGGCAUAGUAGAAUUUAGGGAAGUGUUUUAAAGGUCUAGUUGCUUGMAUAAUAUCAUUUGUUCCACUGAGAUAACUCCACAGAGAAGGAAAUAUUUAAAUACAUGACAAAAAUAAAAUUUUACAUGUGAGUUCACAUGUUAAUGAAAAGUUCAAGUUCAAGUGAACUUAAAAAUAUUUUACAUAUCA
Urocitellus parryii (Arctic ground squirrel) is the source of this 1701-nucleotide messenger RNA. RefSeq names its product serine/threonine kinase 17b (gene Stk17b). The record is from RefSeq and is a predicted model, not a curated record. Gene Ontology annotation, biological process: positive regulation of apoptotic process; intracellular signal transduction; protein phosphorylation. Gene Ontology annotation, cellular component: nucleus. Gene Ontology annotation, molecular function: ATP binding; protein serine/threonine kinase activity. Lineage: Eukaryota; Metazoa; Chordata; Mammalia; Rodentia; Sciuridae.